AUGGCGCACAGAGAUGAAAGUGAAGAUGAUGAAGAGGUGGCCGAUGCGCUGGAAGCGCGACUUUCCACGCUCCAGCACCUUUCACCUCAAGAAGCGGCGACCAUGUUGGGUCGCAUGCCCCCUCGCCAAGCCGGACAGCUUGUCCUGCUGAUGGGUAGCGGCAAUCGUGCUACCAUACUGGCGGCCAUGUCCGAUGCUGCAAAGGUGUCUGUGGCAAGCACGCUGCCAACAGACACAGCCGAAGCCCUGGGCCUUGUGGUUUCAAGCGCUGACGGUACAGAAACAGGUGCGGCUGACUCUGACGCAUUGGAGGCGCCCACUGUUCAUGGAGGCUCUGGCGAUCAUUGCACUGAGCCCCCUGCACUACGAGCAGAAGAAGCGAACUCGAGCAGGGAAGAAGUGCAAGAAGCUGAAAGCUUGCCGGUGCAGCAAGAGGAAGAGGGGGAGGAGUGUCAAAAGGCAGAUGGGCCGAGUAAGCUUGCGGAGGGGAUGAAUGCCAGCGUAGGCACGCAGCAAGAUGAACGUGGACUGCGCGAACCGAUACAAAGUCCAGAGACUGAGCCGGCCGAGCCGGUGGAGCCGGUGGAGCCAGCUCAAGAAGAGGAGCUUGGCCCCAAGUGCGAUGCAGAGUCAGACGAAGGCCCUGAAAGCCACGAGCAAGAAGACCAAGCAGGCCAAGCUGGGCAUGCCGAGGAUGCCGAGGAUGCAGCGGCUUGCACGGUGGCUGCUAGCGAAUCAACAGCGUCCAGCGGUGUCGAUGUGAAUGGUGGCGACAUGGAUUGUGCCAGUGGCCAACCUGCAGCCCGUCAUGAGCCCGUCAGGGAAUCAGACUCUGGAUAUCCCACUUCGCCCCUGCCCGUGUCAUCCGUGUCAUCCGUGUCACAAGCGGACAAGUCG
Molecule: messenger RNA, 897 nt
Organism: Symbiodinium natans
Lineage: Eukaryota; Dinophyceae; Suessiales; Symbiodiniaceae
Source: the annotation of a GenBank genome assembly